Priapulus caudatus is the source of this 4263-nucleotide messenger RNA. RefSeq lists its product as uncharacterized. Gene Ontology annotation, biological process: phospholipid metabolic process; proteolysis; arachidonate secretion. The record is from RefSeq and is a predicted model, not a curated record. Lineage: Eukaryota; Metazoa; Priapulida; Priapulimorpha; Priapulimorphida; Priapulidae. Gene Ontology annotation, molecular function: aspartic-type endopeptidase activity; A2-type glycerophospholipase activity.
CACACAUAACAUCCGAAAGACUCGCUCCCAUCGUUGUACUCUGUCAUCCGACACUAACCGAGACCAGCUGACGGAAGCGGAAGCUCCGCACACACACGCACGUACUACUACUACUACUCAUUCGCACACACCGGCAAGGAAACUCGUCACGCGAGAGAGGAAGGAAGGAAGGAAGGAAGAGAGAGAGAGAGAGAGAGAGAGACGCGACCGCCUUUGUUAAGAAGAAAGACGCUUCGACAUCUCCACAUCAUACGACAAGCAUGCUCGUGUCGACAUUCACGCUUCACCGCUGUCUCCUGCUCGCUCUCCUAUUCACGGGAGGUCUAGGCGGCCAGACACGCACACUACGGUCCGCUAAGACGUCCGCACGACCCGCCGUCGGCAGUAGCGACGACACGGUCGUCUAUCGCGCCGUCGACGUCCUUCAGCCGACGACGAACUCAUCCGUGUUUCACCUCAGGCAGCUGAGUCGCGGCGGAGAGCUACUGCGCAUGCUAUACGCUGCCGACGGCAUGCUGGCCGACUGCGUGUGGUCGCGCGAGGCCGACGACGUCGCCGAAUUCACGGGCCGCUUUGACGCGACGCACGCCGACAACGCCAAUGCCGCCACGGUCGCCGACGACGACGACGACGCGACGCCGAACGUCAAUUUCGACUCGGCAAAAAAAGAAUGUCUGUCUCUGCACAAGAUGGACGGCGUUGCUGCCGACGACGUCUCGCGCAUGCGCAGUAACCACGUGCGUCGCCGACGAGCCGUCCUCUACCCGGGAACGAACUGGUGCGGACGCGGUAACCAGGCGCGCAACUUCAACGACCUGGGAAGGGAGGAGCACGCCGACAGAUGCUGCCGACAACACGACCACUGUCCGACGACGAUCAGGAGUCUGUCGUCGCGCUACAACUACUUCAACUAUCGUCUGCACACGAUCAGCCACUGCGAGUGCGACAACACGUACGUGUUCAUAAGCAUCCUCACCUUUUCACCACAGCAGCAUCCUCAUCCUCAGCAGCAAAUCUGCAUCCUCAGCAGCAAUCCUCACCUUCAGGCAGCAUGCCUCACCGCUCAGCAGCAUCCAUCACCUCAGCAAGCAUUCCUCAUCCUCAGCAGCAUCCUUUCAUCCUCAAGCAGCAUCCUCGAUCCUCAAAGCAGCAUCCACUCAUCCUCAGUCAGCAUCCUCCUUACAUAUACAGCAGCAAUCCUCAUCCGUGCAGCAACGCAUCCUCAUCCUAGCAGCAUCGCAUCAUCCUCCGACAGCAUUCUCAUCCUCAGCAGGCAUCCUCAUCCUCAAGCAGCAUCCCGUCAUCUUCAGCAGCUCCCCACCCUCAGCAAGGCAUUCUCAUCCUCAGCAGCAUCCUCCAUCCUCAGCAGCAUCCUCAUCCAGCAGCAUCCUGCAAUCCUCAGCACAUCCUGCUUCCAUCAGCAGCAUCCUCAUCCUCAGCAGCAAAUCCUCAUGCCUCAGCAGGAUCCGUCACUCCUCCAGCAGCAUCCUCAUGCCAGCAGCAUCCUUUUUACAACGAUAGCGCUGCAGUCUGUAGGCCUGUCCGUGGGGAACAUUGCCGGCAUAAGGACAUUCAGAGUUCUCAGGGCUUUGAAAACCGUUUCCAUAGUGCCAGCCUCACCAAGGUCACCAAUUCAGAAUGACAGUCAGCAAGCUGAAGCGCCGGAGUCAGCUGCUCAGCUGAACACUGUAAAACUGAAGCCAAGGGUUGAAAAACCUAAACUGCCUGUGUUUUGUGGGGAUGUUCGGGAAUACUGGACGUUCAGAGAAGAUUUCAAACACAUGGUGGACCCAUUGUAUGAUCCCAGAGUUGGAUGCCACAACAUAUUAAAGCAAGUGGGUAAAGAAUCAGACCUCAACAACAACCACAUGCUGGCGAUAAUUGAGAUGAAGCUGACAGCUGAUGACAGAAAGGUGUAUGCUAGGCAUCUACAGCAAAAGAAGGAGGAAGCUUCUCUUCAAGGGCUCCUUAGCUUCCUGACUGAGGAGAUGAAAGCUCGAAUGAGAGCCACCGCUCCAGUAAGAAACAAUCCACCUCAGGGCAAGGUCAAUUUGACCCAGCAGCGAGGCAGUGCUCCAGGCAGUUACCCCAACAGAUCGGUUCCGUGGAAGAAGUGCUGGGGUUGUGAGUCGAAUGAUCAUUGGCCAGACCAGUGCACAGUUAUCCAAGGCCUAACUAUUGACGCCCGUUUGGAAAUGGCUAAAGAGAAGCAUGCCUGCUUUAGCUGUUUGAAGAGAGCUGGACGAGAGCACUCCAUGAGGACCUGCCACCGACGUAAACAGUGCAUCAAAGAAAACUGCCCGUCUUAUCAUCAUGUGCUUCUUCAUCGAAUGUCAGGAGGAAAUAUAGUAGCAAUGGCCUCAGAGGAAAAUGAUGUGGCUUUGCCAAUUAUAACGGCAAGAGUUGGCACCCCGGGGAAAACUGUCGUAGGGAACAUCAUGAUGGAUUCCGGGGCGAAUGUGACGUUGGUCAGAGGAGCUGUUGCAGAGCAACUUGGCCUGAAAGGAAAGUCUAUAAGCGUCGACAUCGGUACAUUAGGUGGGGAUGUUCAAGCUUAUCAGACCAAAGUCUAUAAACUGAGGAUAUUCGGCGACAAGAAAGUGCACACUAUAUUAGCUGUUGGUGUGCCAGAGAUAACAAAUGUGUUGGGACAUUCACUGAACAGAGGAAAUGGUGCAGUCGACGUGUUGAUUGGAGUGGACUACCCAGCCAUGCACGCAGGAGAGACAAAGGAGGUGGAUGGGUACCUACUCAGAAAGUCACCAUUGGGUUGGUUAACUUUUGGUUCAUCCAGAGGUUAUCGGCAACCAACAACAACUGUGCUCCACGUAAAUGUGACGGAGAUGACAGACCUUACCAAGUUCUGGUCAACUGAAGAGAUGGGAGUUAAAUUGACCAGUUGUGAAUGCAAGACUUCUGAUCAAUUGAAGCGAUCACCGAUUGAGAGACAGCAGUUCAACGACAUGUGGCAGUCCUGCGAAAAGAUAGGCAACAGAUGGAUGGUGCCUUAUCCGUGGAAAAGAGACCCAAGAGACCUUCCAGACAACAAGAAGCAGUGCAUGGCAAAGUUGGCGUCGAUGGAACAGAGACUGAUAAAAGAUGAAAGAAAUGCCAAGGUAUAUGACCAGCAAAUGAAGGAGAUGGAGGAGAAAGGGUUUGCCAGAAAAUUGAGUAACGAGGAGAUGGAGAACUAUAAGGGCCCUGUGCAUUACAUUUCUCAUCAUCCAGUGUUGCGACCUGAGAAGAAAAGCACACCAGUCCGGAUCGUAUUCAACGCAUCAGCAGCCUUCAAUGGUCAUCGGCUGAAUGACUAUUGGGAGAAGGGUCCAGACCUUCUCAAUGACAUGUUUGGUGUACUGUUACGAUUCCGACAGCAUGCAGUUGCGAUAUCGGGUGACAUUUCCAAAAUGUAUCAUCAAGUCCUAAUCCCAGAGAAGGACAAGCACGUCCACAGAUUCCUUUGGAGAAAUUAUGACGUCACAAGGGAACCCGAUGUCUACAUGAAGGAAGUUGUGACAUUUGGAGAUAAACCAGCUCCAGCUAUGGCGUUGACAGCGCUAAAGAGAACGGCAAAAGAAGGUGAGGUAGCCUGCCCAAAAGCUGCGAAGAUAAUUAACCAUGACACAUACAUGGACGACAUCUGCACAUCAGUACCUUCAACAGAGGAGGCUAGAGUAGUAAUAAACGAAAUGGAUACUGUCCUAGAAAGAGGAGGAUUCACUGUUAAAGAAUGGGUGUCCAAUGUAAGGCUGAGAAGUUACGACACACAGCAAGGUGAACGACCUGUUCUCGGUGAUUCAGAAGAGCAGAAGGUUUUAGGGAUGGUGUGGGAUCCAGAAUCCGACAGAAUGAAGUACAAGGUGAAACCAGUGUCGAUCAAAGAGAAAGAUCUCCUGACCAAGAGAAUGGUGCUGAGUGAACUUGCUAAAGUGUUUGACCCGAUUGGGUUCACGGGUGCUUUCCUUAUCAAAGGGAAAAUUCUGAUGCAGAAACUGUGGCAGUGUGGAACUGGUUGGGAUGAAGACCUUCCAGUAGAGGAGAAAGAUGAAUGGAGGAAGUUCUUUGCUGAAUUGGAGAGCCUUGAUGGCGUAUGCUUCCAGAGGUGCCUGAUGCCUGAAAGACCAAGUAAACCAGCUGAACUUGUCAUCUUUUGUGACGCAUCAGAAGAUGCAUUUGGUGCUGUUGCGUACAUGAGGUGGGAGUUGAAUGAUGGAUCGGUUGGUGUGAGGUUUAUGGCUGCAAAGUCUCGUGUAGCACCACUAC